CAUAUAGCCUGUUAUCCGACAGCGCUUUCAACGGGUUGCUUGUAGUGGCUAGAGCGAUGCGAGAGCUCAACUGUCGCUGAGCCAGCGAAACAUAGAAGCGGAAACCACAGCAAUACUAGACGUUUCGUUGUAAUUUUUUUCUGUGUCUCUUUAGAGGAAGCUGCGAGAGUGAUCAUGUCGGUGCUGGCUUUGCAAGAAUACGAAUUCGAGAGGCAGUUCAAUGAGGACGAAGCUAUCCGAUGGAUGCAGGAGAACUGGAAGAAGUCCUUCCUCUUCUCUGCACUCUAUGCUGCAUGCAUACUGGGUGGACGCCAUGUAAUGAAACAGAGAGAGAAGUUUGAGUUAAGGAAACCUCUAGUACUUUGGUCUCUAACCCUUGCAGUCUUUAGUAUAUUCGGUGCCAUGCGGACUGGGAGCUAUAUGACGUACAUCCUGAUGACUAAGGGACUUAAACAGUCCGUGUGCGACCAGAGUUUUUACAACGGUCCUGUCAGCAAGUUUUGGGCUUAUGCCUUCGUACUGAGCAAGGCACCUGAGUUAGGGGACACGUUGUUCAUUGUGCUUCGAAAGCAGAAGCUGAUUUUUCUUCAUUGGUACCACCACAUCACGGUGCUGCUGUACUCAUGGUACUCCUAUAAGGACAUGGUAGCUGGUGGGGGCUGGUUCAUGACCAUGAACUACCUGGUACACGCCGUCAUGUACUCCUACUACGCCCUCCGCGCUGCCGGCUUCAAGCUGUCGCGCAAGUUCGCCAUGUUUAUCACGCUGACGCAGAUCACGCAGAUGGUGGCAGGCUGCGUGGUGAACUACCUGGUGUACUCGUGGAUGCAGCAGGGACAGGAGUGCCCGUCACAUGUACAGAACAUAGUCUGGUCCUCCCUCAUGUACCUCAGUUACUUUGUGCUCUUCUGUCAGUUCUUCUUCGAGGCCUACAUCAACAAGACCAAAUCGCAUGCCAAGAUCCAGUAAAGGAAGGAGCGGAGAGGAACACCAGGGAACAGGGAGGGAGGGGGAGAGAAGUGAUAACGCAGGGACCAGUAGGAGAUCAAUGGAUGGAUGGAUGGAUGGAUGAAUGGAUGGAUGGGUUGUAGAGGAGGAGGAGGAGAAAAAGAGGGAGAUAAAGGAUGGAGUGGAGAGGAGGGGUUGCUAUCUGCGCUUGUGCAUAUUGUACAACUAACGCAUAGAGGUAAACUCCCCUCCAACAGGGGGAGCUCUGUCGAGCUGCACUGAGGAAUCAUUACCAUGGUAACAGAAAAAAAAACAAACAAAACAAACAAAAAAAAAACAAAUGUGUCUUUAUGUGAUGUUUAUGUGCCCAAUUGCGAUUCAUUGUAUUAAAAAAAGGAGAAGAAGAAGGGAGGAAAAAAGGAAAAAACAAGUAAACGAUACUAAGACUAGAGAGGGAAAAUAUUGACAUUGGAGGGAACACUCCAUAUAAAAGGAGAAUAGGAAGCUAGGGAGAUGUGGAUCAGUUCAACAUUUGUGUGAGUUUGUCAAAAAUGUUUGUCUUUGAUGUUAGCAUUAAUGU
Molecule: messenger RNA, 1528 nt
Organism: Chanos chanos (milkfish)
Lineage: Eukaryota; Metazoa; Chordata; Actinopteri; Gonorynchiformes; Chanidae
Gene: elovl6
Product: ELOVL fatty acid elongase 6
Exons: 4
Coding region: 175-969 (264 amino acids)
Biological process (GO): very long-chain fatty acid biosynthetic process; fatty acid elongation, monounsaturated fatty acid; fatty acid elongation, polyunsaturated fatty acid
Cellular component (GO): endoplasmic reticulum membrane; endoplasmic reticulum
Molecular function (GO): fatty acid elongase activity
Source: RefSeq, a predicted model, not a curated record